Molecule: messenger RNA, 618 nt
Organism: Mesorhabditis belari
Lineage: Eukaryota; Metazoa; Nematoda; Chromadorea; Rhabditida; Rhabditidae
Source: the annotation of a GenBank genome assembly
AUGGCGACGAGAGCCCAUCAAAUCCCAUUUGAUCAAAACGCGAAGAAGUAUCAGUGUUUUUGCGGGAAUUUGCAUAUAAAGAAAGGCGCCCGUAUCGUUUCCUGUCUCUUGGCGUUGUCCCUGGCGGUGACGGUGAUCUUCUCAUUGACCCGGACAGCCACCGUCGCCUUCCAGAAUCUCUUCUCCGCCGCGUUUGGCGUCGUCGUUUUCGGCAUGUUGUUAUACGGGGUUUUCAAAGAAAAGCGACUCUACGUCUUGCCAUACAUGAUUUUUCAGACAAUCAGUCUCGUGCUCACUUUCAUCUCUCUCAUCGCUUUGUUGAUCAUGGUUGCAACGAAUUCGAAUGCGAUUAGUCAAUUGGCUCAAGAUUACGGGAGUUUGGAACAAUUGGGAAUGUCCCAAGAUGAUUUUAAUAAAGCUCUUUCCGGCUUUGUCGUCUUCAUGAUCAUUUUCAUUUGCAUAUCCGGGCUGGUAGAAGCGUAUUUCCUCGAAGUUAUCUACCGCUUCUACACAUUUUUAAAGGAUCGCGAGACCUCGUUCAACUUCAACUUCGACACGUGCACGCCCGGCUUCACCAACACUCAAGUCCACCCACCACAAUAUGAUGGAAUGAUGGGA